Sphaerodactylus townsendi is the source of this 1961-nucleotide messenger RNA. RefSeq names its product nuclear factor of activated T cells 2 interacting protein (gene NFATC2IP). Bases 122 to 1072 code for a protein of 316 amino acids. NCBI's taxonomy places the organism in Eukaryota, Metazoa, Chordata, Lepidosauria, Squamata, Sphaerodactylidae. The transcript has 8 exons. Gene Ontology annotation, biological process: positive regulation of transcription by RNA polymerase II; cytokine production. The record is from RefSeq and is a predicted model, not a curated record. Gene Ontology annotation, molecular function: protein binding.
GCCUCUUUGCUUGCACUGUGCUGGCGACCUUUCCCUGGAGGAAGGAGAAAAGAAACAGGUGGGGACCCCAACCCUAGCGCGGGCGGGCGCUAUAAAAAGCACAUUGCACCCACCUUCGAUCAUGGCACAGAUGUGGCAUUCUUGCUCCAGCAGCGACUCGGAGCCGGAGGGACCCCCCAAGAGGCCCCCUCCCAAGCGCCGUCGCUUCAACCCCGACAAAGCAGUGCAAGCCGUGCCAGUCUACUCCAACAAGGUUCAGAACAGCCUCCAGCUGUUCCCUGCGUCUCUGAAGCUGCCGGUUCAAGUCCCGCUGGUGUCCUCCUUGCCCCAGAGUGAAUCAGAUGAUGAGGAGGAGAAAGUGGAAUUGGUGGAAGUGAUUCCCGCAGAGCAAGGGAAAAGGAGUCCACUUGUGCCACCGACCCCGUCCCCUCCGCCUCCUGCACAGCCAAGGAGACGGCGCCAUGAAGCCCGAAUUCUUGACCAGAGACUCAGAAAUCUGAAAUCCACCCUCUCCGCUGCCCAGAAGAGCUUACAGGAUGACAACUCGAGUUCUGAAGAGGAUGAUGUGAUUCUGGUGGACUCGCCUGAACCCUCGGAAUCCCAGCAGCUGGUCCUGAAGGUCCGAUGCCGGACUGACCUCUACCGAGUCCCUGUUCGGAUGACAGACCCCCUUCAGCAGGUGGUGGAACAUAUGGGACAGACGCUGAAGGUUCAUCCUAGCAGAAUACUUCUCCUGCUCCGGGACCGUGAGCUCGCGGCUGAUGCCACUCCCAGCAGGCUGGGCCUGGGGGUGGCCGACAUCGUUGAUUGUGUAGUGGAGACGACUAGCAAAGGCAGCGAUGGAGUAGGAGGCUUGCGGCUCCGAGUGCAAGGGAAAGACAAGAGCUCCCACAUGGAGAUCACAGUUCACAGGAGUGAGCCCCUGCAAACGCUGAUGAGUCGCUACCGUCAGGCCCAAGGACUUGGGAGACGCAAACUGACCUUCUAUUUCGACGGACGGCGUUUGGCAGAAAACUGGACCCCAGACGAGGUGGGGAUGGAGAGUGGCGACGUCAUUGAAGCGUGGAACUAGACGGCCUUCUCUGUUAGGCAAAAAGCCAUAUUUUUUCCGGGUCCGUUUCAGAUCCCGGCUCUGAUAAAGUCCUCUUUACCUACCUCCAUUUUAACUUUUGCUAUUUGGGGGGGUUGGAGGGACAAGGAAAGGUGUGUCACGGUUACCCCUGGGCGAGAGGGAAUCACCUACAUUUUCUAGGUUUGCUGGGUCGCGAGAGGAGAAAAAAAACUGGGGUCUCUUCUGAUUUCCUUUCCACCCCAGACUGUUUGGAAACCAUGAAUAAAAUAGUUUUAUAAAAAUUGACCUAAUACACGGUUUGAGUGAGGGUGGAGUGGCUGGUGCCUGUCUUUGAGUGAAUCUGCAUUCUAAGGUCCUGAUAAAUGUUGGUUCAGUAAACUUUCCAGUUAUUUGUAUCAUUUGAAUGCGAACAGUCCUGCCCCCAAAAAAAAUGGUGGUCAGCACCACAUUGGAGCUUCAAAAUAGGGUGUGUAGUUGGUGCAUACAAGGUGUCAUUCAGAGUGUGACUCUAGAAUUCACAAAUCAGCUGUUUCUUGUCACCAUCUGGCUCUAACAAGGUUAUCCUCCGUGGUGGCAGAAAAUAAGACAAGAUGGCCUUUAUGCAUAAAUGGGAUGUUGUCAGUAUUUAUGUUUGUUGCACAAACUUCACUUUAUCAGGACACCUAAAUGUAGUUACAUUGCCCUGUAGGAGUUGGGAGUCCAUCUUUAUUGUAGUCUGUGCGGUCUUAAUUGAUAUUUUAAAUCUUUUUUUAAAGUUUCCUUUGUAAUACAUAACUAGAAAAGGAAGAAGGAAAAAUUUGCAGUUCUUUAAACAGACCAGAGAAUGUCUGAACAAGAACAAUUGUUGGUGAAAGAAGGGGAAAAUAAAGAGAGGAAAAACAACUGAAAA